Messenger RNA from Penicillium antarcticum, 1725 nucleotides. RefSeq lists its product as uncharacterized. The record is from RefSeq and is a predicted model, not a curated record. NCBI's taxonomy places the organism in Eukaryota, Fungi, Ascomycota, Eurotiomycetes, Eurotiales, Aspergillaceae. Bases 1 to 1725 code for a protein of 574 amino acids. The transcript is spliced from 4 exons. Gene Ontology annotation, cellular component: mitochondrion. Gene Ontology annotation, molecular function: FAD binding; D-lactate dehydrogenase (NAD+) activity; D-lactate dehydrogenase (cytochrome) activity. Gene Ontology annotation, biological process: lactate catabolic process.
AUGCAACCAGUGCUCAGGGUCUCGCGGGCGCUGUCCGCCCGAGUCUCUUGUCGGCCCCGGAUCUCGCCUCGCCAGGCUAUUCUAGCUCGUGGUGCUCGAUUGAAUAGUUCGAAUGCAAAGUCAGAGAAAUCAAAAGAGCAGAGUAGCUCCUCAGCCUCAGGGUCUUCAACAGCUUCAUCUUCGCCAUUCUGGACGCCGACGAAGGCGCUCCUCGUCUCUGCAUGUGCUGCGGGGUUGGGGUACGGGUAUGCUUCAUACGGCAAGGAAUCAGCACAUGCAUCCAAGAAGCCGCAAUAUGGCUCAGCUAAGGAUUUCACAAAGGCCAUCAGCGAACUAAGAGCCAAAUUAGGCGAUGACGCAGUCAGCACCGAAGAAGACGAACUCCAACAUCACGGAUACUCAGAAUGGUCUAGUCUCAACGCAGAGCGUUUACCCGUCGCCAUUGCCUACCCCACGACCACUGAAGAUGUAUCCGAGAUCGCUAAGAUCUGCAACAAGUACCGGAUGCCCAUGAUCCCCUACUCAGGCGGAUCAAGUCUAGAAGCCAAUUUCUCCGCACCGCAUGGUGGUCUGACCAUCGACUUCGCCUUCAUGAAUAAAGUCCUGGAUAUCCAUCCGGAUGACAUGGACGUCGUGGUGCAGCCAUCGAUCCAGUGGAUGGACUUGAAUGAACAGAUCAAGGAGACGGGCAUGUUUUUCCCUGUUGACCCCGGUCCUUCUGCUAUGAUUGGCGGUAUGGUUGGUACAAAUUGUAGUGGUACCAAUGCCGUUCGGUAUGGUACUAUGAAGGACUGGGUGAUCAACCUCACUGUCGUAUUGGCCGAUGGACGCAUUAUCAAGACACGCAAACGCCCCCGCAAGACCUCUGCUGGGUAUAACCUCACUGGGUUGUUUGUUGGCUCUGAGGGUACCCUGGGAAUUGUGACUGAGGCUACUUUGAAGCUCGCCCCGAUUCCUGAACAGACUCGUGUUGGUGUGGUUGCGUUCCCAACUAUUCGAGAUGCUGCUUCGACUGCUAUUCAGUUGAUCCGAAAGGGUGUUUCCGUGCAGUGUAUGGAGAUCAUGGAUGAUGUUCAGAUGGACGUUAUCAAUCGUGCUGGUGGAACUGGUCGCUCAUGGAAGGUUUCGCCAACAUUAUUCUUCAAGUUCUCUGGAACUACUGCGGGUGUGCAGGAUAGUAUUAACCUGACAACAAAGCUUGCGAAGAACAAUAAUGCUGAGUCGUUUGAAUUUGCCCGCGAUGACCGCGAGGCUCAUGAUUUGUGGUCGGCACGGAAGCAGUCUCUGUGGAGUAUGAUGGCACUGCGGAAAGAGGGAUCAGAAGUGUGGUCAACAGACGUGGCGGUUCCCAUUUCCAGACUACCUGAUAUCAUCGAAAUCUCCAAGAAAGAACUUGUCGACCUGGGUCUUUUCGCCAGUAUCCUCGGACACAUUGGUGACGGAAACUUCCACGCGAGCAUCAUGUACAAUCGAAAUGACCCUGCUGAGAGAGAGCGAGUCGAGAAGGUAGUAUACGAUAUGGUUGACCGUGGGCUAGACAUGGAGGGCUCUUGCACAGGUGAACACGGUAUUGGACUGGGCAAGAAGGGAUCAUUGAAGAAGGAACUCGGGUUGGAGACGAUCAAUGUCAUGCGCAAUGUCAAGCGGUCAUUGGAUCCACAUUGGCUCUUGAACCCGGGCAAGAUCUUUGAUCACUCAGAUGAUAUCUCUGGGCCCGGUCAUUGA